Vigna radiata var. radiata (mung bean) is the source of this 2149-nucleotide messenger RNA. RefSeq names its product cysteine-rich receptor-like protein kinase 10. Gene Ontology annotation, biological process: protein phosphorylation. NCBI's taxonomy places the organism in Eukaryota, Viridiplantae, Streptophyta, Magnoliopsida, Fabales, Fabaceae. The record is from RefSeq and is a predicted model, not a curated record. Gene Ontology annotation, molecular function: ATP binding; protein kinase activity. Bases 35 to 2041 code for a protein of 668 amino acids. The transcript has 7 exons.
GAUAGCAGCAUCCUUUGGGCACCCAAAGAUCAGAAUGGCCGUGGUCUCCUGCAUGCUUAUUAUCUUUCUUUGUUUUCCAUUUCUAAAAUUUGUAUCUGUAGCCACCGCCCAGAAGCACGUAUGUGAUAAUGGCAACGGCAACUACACAGCCAACAGCACCUACAGCAGCAACCUCAACACCCUUUUAUCCACUCUCUCUUCCAACACACAAAUCAACUACGGUUUCUACAACUUUUCAUAUGGCCAAAACAGUGACAUAGCUAAUGCCAUAGGGCUCUGUAGAGGAGAUGUUGAGUCAGAGAGGUGCCGCAGCUGCCUCAAAAACUCCACACUCGAUAUACAACACAGAUGUCCAAACCAGAAAAAUGCAAUUCUAUGGUCCGAUCUAUGCAUGUUGCGCUACUCUAACGAAACAAUAUUCCAUAAAAUGGAAACUUCUCCUGGUUAUUACUGGUGGAACUUAGAAAAUGUAACAGAACUGAAUCAGUUCAGCCAAGUGCUCGGGAACUUAAUGAAGCGCCUAAGAGGGAUAGCUGCAUCAGGUGACUCCCGUCGUAAGUAUGCUGCGGCAGAAAAUGCAACUGGUUUAAAUUUUCAGACCAUAUACGGUGCUGUGCAGUGCACCCCUGAUUUGUCUCAACAAGAAUGUAAUCAAUGCUUAGAGGGGGCUAUCUCAGAGAUCCCAAACUGCUGCGAUGACAAGGUAGGAGGUAGAGUUCUUAGACCAAGUUGUAAUCUUAGAUUCGAAACUUACAGAUUCUACGGAACUGAAACAACAUUAGACCCGGUUCCAGAGGCACCUCCUCCAUCCAAUACCACUUCCUCAAAAGAAAGUGGCAACACGACAAUAAUUGUCAUUGCGGUAGUUGUGCCUACUGUUGUUGUUGUUAUUUUGCUCAUUUGUCUCUUGCUAUAUUUAAGGAGGUUGAAGGCAAGGAAAAAUCUUGCAGUUAAAGAAGAACAAGAUGAUGAGGAUGAAAUUAAAAUUGUUGAGUCAUUGCAUUUCAACUUUGACGCAAUACGAGUUGCUACCGAGGACUUCUCUGAUUCUAAAAGACUUGGACAAGGUGGAUUUGGAGCUGUUUACUGGGGCAGGCUCCCCAAUGGACAGAUAAUUGCAGUGAAAAGGUUGUCGAGAGAUUCUGGACAAGGAGAUACGGAAUUUAAGAAUGAAGUGCUUUUAGUGGUGAAGCUUCAGCACCGGAAUUUAGUUAGGCUACUUGGUUUCUGUUUGGAAGGAAGAGAAAGAUUACUCAUCUAUGAAUUUGUUCCCAAUAAAAGCCUUGAUUACUUCAUCUUUGAUCCAGCCAUGAAAGCACAGUUGGAUUGGGAAAAGCGCUACAAAAUCAUUAGAGGUAUUGCUCGAGGUCUUCUCUACCUUCACGAAGAUUCUCAGCUACGAAUUAUCCAUCGAGAUCUCAAAGCAAGCAACAUUCUCUUAGACGAUGAGAUGAAUCCUAAGAUAGCAGAUUUUGGCAUGGCAAGACUGGUUUUAAUGGAUCAAACUCAAGUAAACACAAAUAGAAUUGUUGGAACCUAUGGAUACAUGGCACCGGAGUAUGCAAUGCAAGGACAAUUUUCAGUGAAAUCGGAUGUGUACAGUUUUGGUGUACUGAUUCUUGAGAUUGUAAGCGGCCAAAAAAACAGUGGAAUUAAUAAUGGGGAAAAUAUGGAGGAUCUACUAAGCUUCGCUUGGAGAAACUGGAAGGAGGGGAAGGCUAUAAAUGUUGUAGAUCCAUCACUUAAUAGCAAUUCACGGAAUGAAAUGAUGAGAUGCUUGCAUAUUGGUUUACUAUGUGUUCAAGAAAAUUUUCUAGACAGACCAACUAUGGCUAACAUUAUACUGAUGCUUAAUAGUCAUUCUCUGAGUCUCCCUAUUCCUGCAGAACCAGCAUUUUAUGUGAACAGUAGAACUAGAAGCCUUCCAGAGAUGCAGUCAUGGGAAUAUAAUUCAAGGGAAACAGGAUCAAGUGAACCGAUACUUAAAUCAGUUCAGGAAUCAGAAAAUGAAGCUUCAAUCACUGAGUUAUACCCUCGCUAAAUAUUGAUAAUAUUCAUCAUCAAUGUUUCUUGUCUUAAACAAAAAAUCAAAUUUUCCUAUAGUGCAAAAUCUUCAUUAUAUACAUCUAAUCCUUUGCCUCACUUAGAA